Talaromyces stipitatus ATCC 10500 is the source of this 681-nucleotide messenger RNA. RefSeq lists its product as uncharacterized. NCBI's taxonomy places the organism in Eukaryota, Fungi, Ascomycota, Eurotiomycetes, Eurotiales, Trichocomaceae. Bases 1 to 681 code for a protein of 226 amino acids. The transcript has 4 exons. The record is from RefSeq and is a predicted model, not a curated record.
AUGGAGAUCUUUGUCGAGGCCAUAUACAAGCAGGUCAAGGAAGCAAUCAUGGCCCAGGCCAAAAGCGUAUUGGCUGCCUAUCAGGAAACUGAACUCUACCGUCAGAUCCACAAUAUCACACAGCAGCUCCUCUCUGUACUAAAGAAGACUGUUGACGGCGAUACUAAACUGUUCUACCUUCUCGAGUCAACUCAAUGCAUUGUGACCAAUCGUGAAGCACUUCAGAAACGUCGUAAAGAGAAAAGGGUGAUAGCUCUUUAUCGGAGCCGGGGAAUACGAUUUCCUCUAGACCGUGUAAAAGCUGAGAAAAUCAUCGAAAGGGUCCGAUGCACUCCUGAACGAGCUGCGGAUCAUGGAAGUACGUCUAAGGCUCCCACCAAGAAAUAUAAUGCUGCCCAUGCCCACUACAAAGCGGUAGCUUGUAGAUUUGCCGAUUAUAUCCAAAUGAUCAUGAACUUCAAACUGUUCUCGGAGUGCAAGCAGAACCUGUUCAAAAUAAUCGAAGCCCAGCUUGGAUUACUCAAAGACGACGCGACAACCCGUUGUGUACAGUUAAUGGCCGAUGAUCCAGAGAAACUGGAACGCUGCAAAUUCCUCCUCAAGGAAUCUUACUUCUUGAUCUCUCAUGUUGUAAAUUUUUGUGUCAACUACUAUUGGAGAACAUUGGAGGUGCAGAUCUGA